Molecule: messenger RNA, 1675 nt
Organism: Apis dorsata (giant honeybee)
Lineage: Eukaryota; Metazoa; Arthropoda; Insecta; Hymenoptera; Apidae
Gene: Cyp18a1
Product: cytochrome P450 18a1
Exons: 5
Coding region: 1-1620 (539 amino acids)
Biological process (GO): xenobiotic metabolic process
Cellular component (GO): intracellular membrane-bounded organelle; cytoplasm
Molecular function (GO): iron ion binding; heme binding; oxidoreductase activity, acting on paired donors, with incorporation or reduction of molecular oxygen, reduced flavin or flavoprotein as one donor, and incorporation of one atom of oxygen
Source: RefSeq, a predicted model, not a curated record
AUGUUAGUGGAGCACGCUGCACAAUGGGCUUGGCAAGCAAUGGGCGGCACGAGAAUCGAGGUCCUUUGCACGUUUCUCGUGUUCCUAGGUGUAUUGCUGGUGGCUAGAUGCUUGCAAUGGCUCAGGUAUGUGCGCUCUCUGCCUCCAGGGCCUUGGGGUGUACCCGUGUUCGGUUAUUUGCCAUUCCUGAAAGGCGACGUUCACCUCAGGUACGGAGAGCUAGCGAAAAAAUAUGGUCCAAUGUUCAGUGCCCGGCUUGGUACGCAACUGGUGGUUGUUCUCAGCGAUCAUCGUACGAUUCGCGACACGUUUCGUCGGGAAGAGUUUACUGGCAGACCGCAUACCGAGUUCAUCAACAUCCUCGGCGGAUAUGGUAUAAUCAACACAGAAGGUGCUAUGUGGAAAGACCAAAGAAAAUUUCUUCACGAUAAGCUAAGAGGUUUCGGCAUGACUUAUAUGGGCGGUGGAAAGAAAAUUAUGGAAUCGAGAAUCAUGCGCGAAGUGAAAACGUUCCUUCGUGGAUUGGCGUCAAAACGUGGCACGCCGACCGACGUUUCGGCUUCCCUUGGAAUGUCGAUCAGCAACGUUAUCUGCUCCAUCAUAAUGGGAGUACGAUUCCAGCAUGGCGACGCCAGAUUCAAAAGAUUUAUGGACUUGAUCGAGGAGGGGUUCAAAUUGUUCGGCAGUAUGGCCGCCGUCAACUUCAUCCCCGUGAUGCGUUACCUGCCCUGCCUGCAGAAGGUUCGAAACAAACUGGCGGAAAAUCGGGCGGAAAUGGCCGGUUUCUUUCAGGAGACGGUCGAUCAGCAUCGCGCGACUUUCGACGAGGGGACAAUGAGAGAUCUCGUCGACGCGUACUUGCUCGAGAUCGAGAAAGCGAAGGGGGAGGGUCGUGCCACCGCCCUUUUCCAAGGAAAGAAUCACGAUCGUCAGAUGCAACAGAUACUCGGCGACUUGUUCUCCGCCGGGAUGGAAACGGUGAAGACCACGUUGGAAUGGGCGAUAAUCUUGAUGCUGCAUCAUCCGGACGCGGCGAUCGCCGUACAGGAGGAAUUGGAUCAAGUGGUGGGGAAAUCGAGGAUGCCAGCCUUGGAGGAUCUCCCUUUCCUUCCGAUAACAGAGGCAACGAUACUCGAGGUCCUCAGACGAUCGAGCGUCGUCCCUUUGGGGACCACUCAUGCCACCACGAGGGACGUGACGUUACACGGUUACACGAUACCGGCAGGAUCUCAAGUGGUGCCGCUGUUGCACGCCGUGCACAUGGAUCCCGAACUUUGGGAGAAACCAGAGGAGUUUCGACCGAGUCGGUUCCUCUCGGCCGAAGGUAAAGUCCAGAAACCGGAAUACUUUAUGCCUUUCGGUGUCGGUAGACGUAUGUGCCUUGGCGAUGUGCUCGCACGCAUGGAGUUAUUCUUGUUCUUCAGCUCGUUGAUGCACACGUUCGAGCUGCGAUCGCCGCAGGGCUCGUCCUUGCCGAGUUUGCGCGGCAAUGCCGGUGUGACCGUCACGCCAGACCCCUUCGACGUUUGUCUCUUACCGAGAAAUCUCGACCUCAUCGAGGAUACGAAUAACGAUAUGAUCUCCCCCGGUGCCAUUCUGCGGAAUAUAGGCAGCCAUUGACUUUUCCAUUUCUCUCUCUAUCUCUCUCUUUCUUUCCUUUUUAAAAAAAAGCCCU